AUGUGCAAUUCUCUAGGCAGCGGGUUUUUGUGGGGGGGUUGUCCAGGGAAUCCACUGGUGGAUGAACAAGCCAGAUCACACGUAUUUUUUGGUCCAGAUUGGGAUCCUGUCGGGUGUAGAGCAAAGGUUCGAGGCAUAAAGAAACAUUUGAAGCGGCUCAAUGCGCCAAAGCAUUGGAUGCUGGAUAAACUGGGUGGGAACUUCGCACCCAAACCCAGUACCGGUCCACACAAAUUACGUGAAUGCUUGCCGCUAAGUAUUUUCCUGCGAAAUCGACUGAAGGUGGCGCUAAACUACAAUGAAUGUACGAAAAUAUUGGCUCAGAAACUGAUCAAGGUUGACGGAAAAGUCAGAACCGACAAGAAGUACCCUGCCGGCUUCAUGGAUGUUAUCACGAUCGAGAAAACCAACGAGCAUUUCCGUCUUGUGUAUGACACGAAAGGCCGUUUUGCCAUUCAUCGGAUACAUCCAGAGGAAGCUAAGUAUAAACUGUGCAAGGUUAGGAAGGUCCUGACGGCGUCAGGUGGCGUCCCUUAUCUGGUCACUCAUGACGCGCGGACUAUCCGCUACCCGGAUCCCAACAUAAAGCCGAAUGACACCAUCCAGGUAGAUAUCGCCACUGGAAAGGUCUUGAACCAUAUCAAAUUUGAUCCAGGUAAUAUAUGUAUGAUCACUGGUGGGCGCAACUUGGGCCGCGUGGGAACCAUCACCCAAUGGGAACGUCAUCCCGGUUCAGUCGAGAUGGUGCAUGUUCGUGACAGCACUGGACACCAGUUCCUAACCCGUUUGAAUAACGUCUUCAUCAUCGGCAAAUCUAAUAAGGCUUGGAUUUCGCUACCCAAGGGGAAAGGAGUGCGGUUGUCCAUAAUUGAAGACCGAGACCGACGAAUCAGAGCGCGACGAUUGGCACAUUGA
Molecule: messenger RNA, 915 nt
Organism: Opisthorchis viverrini
Lineage: Eukaryota; Metazoa; Platyhelminthes; Trematoda; Opisthorchiida; Opisthorchiidae
Exons: 3
Coding region: 1-915 (304 amino acids)
Biological process (GO): translation
Cellular component (GO): cytosolic small ribosomal subunit; ribosome
Molecular function (GO): structural constituent of ribosome; RNA binding
Source: RefSeq, a predicted model, not a curated record